Lytechinus pictus (painted urchin) is the source of this 3925-nucleotide messenger RNA. RefSeq lists its product as uncharacterized. The transcript is spliced from 2 exons. Bases 105 to 1499 code for a protein of 464 amino acids. The record is from RefSeq and is a predicted model, not a curated record. Lineage: Eukaryota; Metazoa; Echinodermata; Echinoidea; Temnopleuroida; Toxopneustidae.
UCUUCACAAACUCUAAAGCAAGUUGGGCAACCUGAGCACAAGACAUGAGGAUAUUGCUACCUAUUUGCCAAUCUUCUUGAAAUGAGUCUUCUGUUGGCAUUGGCAUGGAACCCUGUCACCAACGAGAUGAAAGCCAAGAUGUCAGUAAUGGACACACACAGACACAAGAAGUACCCUAUGAGGAUACUCUCUCUACUAGCCAUUGUAGCCAAAGCGUUGCCACCAAAAACUCUCAGGGAGAAAAUCAAACUCACACCGACAAAAGCAAGGAUACAUGGCGAUCAUCCGCUUUGAAGUUACCUGCUACCAGCAGUGUAGGCCAUAAUAAUGUUGAGUCAUAUGCUCCAAGAAAUGCUCCAUAUGCACAAUACAUCAAACAGCACUUGCCGAAGGAGCCUUCUGUCACAGUUCAUUCCAAUCAUGUGGUGAUUGUCCCUGCUGAGGAAUAUCAUCAGCUACUUGAGAUGGUCAAGCAAAACAGGAAGGACAUCAUCGACCUUAAAGCAAGGAUUGGUAAUACUCUGCAAAGCUCCAAGAAUGGAUCCGCUUUGUCCAGCCGAGAAUGUCAUCAAAAGACAAAGGGACCUGCAUCAGAGACUAAAAGCUGUGCAAGUGAGAUCCAAGCACCUAUGUCAUCUACUACAUCCAGCUGGGAUGGUCAGGACCAGAUCCAGGAAUAUCCAAAGGAGAUUGAAGCUUACAAAAAAGAGAUCGAGGGGUAUAAAACUGAGAUCCAAGAAUAUAAGAAAGAAAUUAAAGACCUGAAAGAUUGGAAGCAGUUUGUGAUAAAGACUCUAUGUGGCACGCAGGAGGUUGAGCAACAAAUAGCCUGCACAGAUAUACAAGAAAUUGAUGUCGGUCAGCAAGCUGAGAUCCAAGGUCAAACGACCAAACUCCCCAAGUGUGGCACAUCAAUGACAUCAAACGCUAAAUCACAUGGUGAUACCAAUGUUCCUGUUCUGGAUGAUCAGGAUUGCUGUGAGCUGGAAGAAUAUGCGACAGCAAUUGAAGAAGACGAUGACAAGUCUGUCACAGGAUUACAAACAUCCAGCAUGAAAGAUGAAGAUAUGUCAGAGGAAGAAGUAACUGAUUUUGGAGAAUAUGAGAAUGACGUAGAGGAACCUGGUCCUUGUUCCAAGUCUAUUGAUCAGUCUCUUAAUGGCUGUAAGACGAUUCUGUCACACCGUGAGCAUGAUACCAAUGUUGCUGUGUUGGAUGAUCAGGAUUGCUGUCAGCUGGAAGAAUUUGUGACAGCGAUUGAAGAAGACGACCAGUCUGUCACAGGAUUACAUACAUCCAGCAUGAAAGAUGAAGAUAUGUCAGAGGAAGAAGUAACUGAUUUUGGAGAAAACGAGAAUGUCGUAGAGGAACCUGGUCCUUGUUCCAAGUCUGGUGAUCAGUCUCCUAGUGGCCGUAAGACGAUUCUGUCACCCCUUGAGCAUUCUGCAGAUCGAUCAGAUGUCAUUGUCAAGGACAAACCUCUGCCCCCUACAGUAUGAACAAUACAAAAUUGAGUGAGAAUAGCAUAAGUGAUGUUGAAGAAACUGAAACAGAUAUGAAAGAACAUGAUGCCUGUGAACUGCCUGUAAACCAGAAAUCUUGUUCCAAGGGGAAAACUUCCAUAUUCUUGUUGAAUGUUUCCAAUGAUGUCCCUCAAGCUUCACAUGCCGUUUAUGUGACUGAAGGUUUAAAGAGUUCAGUCCUUCCAUUUGCACCAAAUAGCCUCCUCAUUGCAAAGAAACUUGCAGAUGCUCUUUUUACGGAUUCUGAGAGGAUGGAAGCUGAUGUUACAGGGUACAUGGGGUCAGAGAUGGAUUUUGAAAGAAUGGUUGCAAUCAAAGAAGUUGUUUUUGAACUGUGCCCUACAGAGGAAUCAUCAAAAAUAGAGGUUUGGAAAAGAUGCAUUACAGCCAUUAAUGAUGAGUCAAGGAAACUACGUGAGCGUUUCUAUCUUAGACAAAGGAAAAAAAAAUGCAUUUCAAGUGCUGAAAUCGAGGAACAUUUGCAAGAGUUAAUAUUACCUUCAGGGGAGAAAGUUUUACGUGUUACAGACAAUGUCAAGAAGUUGUUGCUUCCACUUGUGCCAAAUCAUAGGAACAUUGCCCGAAGAUUGGUUAAUAUGCUUUUUAUGGAUGAGGAAAGGAUUCACAAGAAUGUAAGUGGUCGUAAAUCAGAAAAGAUGGAUCCGAAACGUAUGGCUGCAGUCUAUGAAGCAGUUUUUGACGUGUGCCCUGUGAAACCAGAGGAGAAGACAAAUAUUUGGAAGCACUGUAUAACAGGGAUUGAUACUCAAAACAGAAACCUUAAACGUAUGCGGCAAUAUAAGUGUGAUAUUUUGCCAUUAAAAAAUAGGAAAGAUUCUGAAAAACAGAGCGUCAUUAAGAAGGACACUAAACCUUCAUUUUAGGCAAGUGAAAGAAAUGCUAGAAGGGUGUGGUGGUCAUCUGCAAGUCAUGUGUUACCACCUCUUUCACUGUAAGCUUCUGUUUUAAAUAAUGCUUUUGACUGAACAAUAACUUGUCAACAUACUAAAUUGAAAGACUGCUAUCUCAGAAUGUUGUUCUGAUGUGAAAAUUAGGGCUGAUAUAUUUGCUAUAGCCUGCUCCAAGGUGGAUCAGCAGGAUCAAGUCUCAGUUUGCAGUGUCUUCAUCAGGAUGAAGUCAGACCAUAGUUUGAAAUUCAAAAUCAACCCUGUAGGCUGCAUUUCUAUUAAUUAGCUCUGCAUGUGAUACACUUGAUAAGAAAACAUGGGAUCGGGCUUACAUGCAACUGCCAUCUAGACACUUGACAAAAUACUCCACUAAUUUUGGGUUCAGCGGGCCGGCUCUUCUAGAAAUGAGUGCAAGUCUUUGGGUAGACCUUUUAGUAUAGACUUUUUUUUUGCUAAAAAUAGCAGGCUAAAGCAGAAGUAAGACUGAUCAUGGGCUGAUUGAUAGUGGGUGAGAGUAUCAACUUCAUUCUGAUGAAGAUGGCCUGGUGUUAACUUUGUCAAGGUUUACUGCAAUUCCUCCUCAAGGGUUUGAAAUGCUAAUGCCAGAGUAUUAGUGCUAUCACACAAUACUGCAAUAUGUGCACAGUAAUCAAAUAUAUUAUGCACCAUAGGCCAAGGUAUUUUGGGAGAUCAUGUGGCCGAGGGGGCUCCCAGGUCCCCCCUUGGGAUCUCGGCCGUUGAUUGCGCCAAAAAUUGGCACACAGGUUGUCUGGGACAUAAUCUACAAAAUACUUUAAUCCAAAUUGCUAUUAAUUGAUUAUGCUAAUUUAUGCAUAAUUACUAUGCAAAAUAUACUCUAACUAGUGCUGUAGCCGAACCGCCGAACCGAACGGUAGUUCGCCGAACAUGGCACUUCCGAACCAAACAGAACCGAACCGAACACUAAGACUUGGUUCGGAAGUUCGGCAAAAAAAAAAAAAACGGCUUUCAGCUAAUAAAUUUAUAAGUUUACACCCUUUCUAAUCAUUAUAUUUGCGCAUUCUCUAUUUAAUCUUCUUUGCAAUUGUAUGUUGGAAGUAUGCGCUUAUUUUGCGGUUACUAGAUUUUGUUUUCUUUUUCAUGUUGACAUUGUGGUUUUUACGGCCCUGAUUAAGAAAGGAGAUCCGAUGAAUGAUGUUGCCCGAGCUUGCGCUAUAAUCAUUUUACUGGCUUUCAUCAUCUCUCGCUCUGUGGCCGAAUCGCCGAAGCAUGGUAAAGAAAACCAAAACUGUAUGAGUGUUCAUUGGUUAAAUCUAAUUAUCUAAAAUAUUGUUGUUUUUAGGUGGCGAACAAGAUUCUUGUUUGAAAAUCUUCAAAGUAUUUUGAAUGAACGAGCUCAAUAAACUGAAAGUGAAAGAUGAAGUACCAUUAAUAUUACGAAUUACGAUACGAUGUGAUUAAGAUCGUAACUCGUGUAUUGUUGCGGCGGAAAAUAAAGAUCUGAUUGAGGUGAUU